Messenger RNA from Ailuropoda melanoleuca (giant panda), 1680 nucleotides. It is a transcript of the gene NECAB2, whose product is annotated as N-terminal EF-hand calcium binding protein 2. The record is from RefSeq and is a predicted model, not a curated record. Gene Ontology annotation, molecular function: calcium ion binding. Gene Ontology annotation, cellular component: cytoplasm. The transcript has 14 exons. NCBI's taxonomy places the organism in Eukaryota, Metazoa, Chordata, Mammalia, Carnivora, Ursidae. Bases 1 to 1215 code for a protein of 404 amino acids. Gene Ontology annotation, biological process: regulation of amyloid precursor protein biosynthetic process.
AUGCAGGCCCCCGGGAAUGCCUCUUCCGUGGCCGGGCUGGGGUCCAGCCCCCAGCACCGUGCCCCCGCGGUUAAACCCCUGCCGCCGCGCCCGGCUCCCGGGGGCGGGGUGGGGGACGGUGGACGCGAGGCACGUGGCUCGGGGUCCAGGCGGGGCGGCCCCCUGGCCCCCGACGACCCCGACGCCCCCGCUGCGGACCCCGGCCCCAACUCGGGGCCGGGCUCGCCGCGCGGGGGCACCGCCGUCAUCCUGGACAUUUUCCGCCGGGCCGACAAAAAUGACGAUGGGAAGUUGUCCUUGGAGGAGUUCCAGCUCUUCUUUGCAGAUGGUGUCCUCAACGAGAAAGAACUGGAGGACCUCUUCCACACGAUCGACUCCGACAACACCAACCACGUGGACACCAAGGAGCUGUGCGAUUACUUUGUGGACCACAUGGGGGAUUAUGAGGACGUCUUGGCCUCCUUGGAGACCUUGAAUCACUCUGUCCUCAAGGCCAUGGGCUAUACCAAGAAGGUGUACGAGGGCGGGAGCCACGUGGACCAGUUUGUGACACGCUUUCUUCUGAAGGAGACGGCCAAUCAGAUCCAGUCGCUGCUGAGCUCUGUGGAGAGCGCGGUGGAGGCCAUCGAGGAGCAGACCAGCCAGAUCCGACAGAACCACAGCAAACCCAGCCACGGCGGAGUGGAGACCUGGUCUGGAAGUGCCGCGCCCCCCCAUGCCCCCAACCCCAAGCUGGGGGCCACGGAACAAGGGAAGAUUCUUCCAUCCGUCGCUGUGGACCCCAAGGAGGAGGGCCUGGAAGCCCAGAUCAGCCGCUUGGCAGAGCUCAUAGGACGGCUGGAAAGUAAGGCCCUCUGGUUUGACCUUCAGCAGCGCCUCGCAGAUGAGGAAGGUACCAACAUGCACCUGCAGCUGGUCCGGCAGGAGAUGGCCGUGUGCCCCGAGCAGCUGAGCGAGUUCGUGGACUCCCUGCGCCAGUACGUGCGGGGCACCGCCGGGGCCGGGAACUGCUUCCACAUCGCUGCCGUGAGGUUGGCGGAUGGCUUCACCUUCGUGGUCUACGAGUUCUGGGAGACGGAGGAAGAGUGGAGGAGGCACCUGCAGAGCCCCGUGUGCAAGGCGUUCCGGCACGUCAAGGUGGACACACUGAGUCAGCCAGAGGCCCUCUCCAGGAUCUUGGUGCCAGCUGCUUGGUGUACUGUGGGCCGCGACUGACCACCUCCCUGAGGCCUUUGGAUCAACCUGCCAACCUGCCCACUCUUUUCUAGAAACUUUGGUAUACAAGCUGUCUUUUCAAUAUACUUCCAGACAAGAAUGUAUUUUCCCUGUUUGAAGUGAAGGAGCAGCCCCUUCCCCUGGCCUUUCCCUGACACCCCACCCUUAGUGGCAGAACAGUGUCAGAGCUGCUGAAGCCGAGGGUCAGCAGGCACAGGGAGGCUUCCUGGAACCAACACCCUCCCCCCCAGCCCAGUGGCCACGCAUGGACCCUCUCCCCCCCCCACCCUCAGCAGGACUGGCCCCUCUGCUGGCCACUGCCUCAUGGGCCUGGGGGACAUUCCUCUCCCUGGUAGGAGCCGAGACCUUGUAGUGCCCAACCUCGGCCUGGGCCCCACCGCACAUGACCGUAGAGCCCACGUAGCCAGUGUCCUGCUUGGCAGUCAGGCACCAAUAAACUCUGGU